Molecule: messenger RNA, 1302 nt
Organism: Ornithodoros turicata
Lineage: Eukaryota; Metazoa; Arthropoda; Arachnida; Ixodida; Argasidae
Exons: 2
Coding region: 228-1082 (284 amino acids)
Source: RefSeq, a predicted model, not a curated record
UCGAAAAUGCAUGGUGUACACAGGUUGUAAGACGUGACACACACGUUUUGGAGAUUUGUGUAGCCCAGUUCCGGUGUGAGAACGCUUCCAUUAUGGUUCGUACCCGUUGACUCGCAGCCAUAUCAUCACUGACAGUCUCAUAAAUGAGCGCGCACGUCUGAAGGAGGAGGAAGAGUGGCGGGUCUCUCGUUCCUUACCCGUAUGGCCAGAGCUAGUGGCCGUUUGCCAUGUUUGCCCUCGUCGUGAGAAGUUCGUUUGCACUGCUUGCGGUAGUCGUCACGGUGGCCACGGCAACAGGACCUAGUGAGCAGACGCUAGCGCAGAGGAUCGGUGACCCGGAGGCACUCAAGCAAGCCACGCGUAACCUCGCGGCAGCAUCAAGCGCGACACCAGCUACAAAGGUACGAGAACAGCGCUCGCUUGCCACGAAUAAAGGGCUGGUCCAUAGAAGAAAGCGGUCCCGCAGAAGUCUACUGAGAGGCAGCCGUCGUAGAGACGCCAGUCAAGAGUAUUAUCCCCAAGCUGACGAACAGCAGUACCUUCCUCGGUCCGACCAGCGGGACAGCAACUGGAACGUCGCGUCUCAGCUUGAAGGCAAGGGCGACAACGCUUUGGGAAGCUACGAAAAGCUCGCCGAAGAUCCUUACAACUCGUACUCUCCUCCUGUGCAAGACGCUGACGAUGGUGCUGCCCAGCGCGCAGAAUACGAUGCUGAACGGACAGCCGAACUUGAGGCGAGUGACGGGGAAAGUGCAGCGUACGACGACUACAGCGGUUCCCCUGGUAAACAGAAACGACAAGCGGCACCGGAGAGUGUUGAGCCGUCGCGCGGCUACAGUGGUGAUGGCGGCGGCUGGAAAGUAAGGCCCAGGUCGUGGGAACGGUACAGGAAUAAGCGCGGGUACCAGGAGGGCAGCAGGGACCAGUACCCUCCUGGGCGUUCUUACUUGCAGAGAGGAGCAGGAUCCAAAUUCUUUUCCCCGGACGAGCAGCAACAGAGUGAUAACAACUUUGGUGGUUAUGCGCAAGAAGUUGUGGGGCAGGACGGAUUUGUUGAGCAUGUCGUUGGGGAAAAGAAAUGAAGCGAAAAACGUUGCGAAAAUGAAUGCAAAUAUGAUUCGUGGUGCUGCAUUAUCGUAUAUAAAGUACUGGCAUGUCUAUCGCUAUAAUGCCUCUUUCCCGUUGGGGCGUUCGCCAUCCAUCAAUAAAUGACGUCCGAGGUUUCAUCAUGUUAAGGGAAUCAUGUUUCGCUUGUUGUCAAACAGGAAGUUUAUUGUGCCACAUAAAUGGAAUUCAAAUCAA